AUGAAAUUGGCCCUGAUUCUGUUCGCCUGUCUUGCCGUUGCGUUGUCGCUCCCUUUGGAGGACAAAAAGAAUGGGCUGAAGCAUGACUCCAAGGAGGUCAAGGACUUGGAAGCCGGCUUGAAGGACAGUAAAGAGAAGGAGAGUUACAAGAAGUUUGUGGAUUUCAUCAAAAAGUAAGCACACAUAAUUUCCUGAUUCAUAACCUUCGAUGCUUUGUCAUAAAAUCAUUUCUCUAGACACCACAGACACUACGCCGACAAAGACGAACUCAAAAAGCGGUUCAAGAACUUCCAAGCCAGUUUGGAGAAGGUCCAGCAGUACCAGAAGAGCAACCCUAAGGGCAAAUACGGAGUCAAUAAGUUCUCCGACUUUGAGCCUUCCGAAUUCUACGAACUCCACGCUGGUGAGCAUAAGCAUCAUAUCCUUCUUCACAAGCUUUAA
This is a messenger RNA of Bursaphelenchus xylophilus (pine wood nematode), 441 nucleotides long. NCBI's taxonomy places the organism in Eukaryota, Metazoa, Nematoda, Chromadorea, Rhabditida, Aphelenchoididae. The record is from the annotation of a GenBank genome assembly.